AUGCCUCCAAAACGUGUUCCCAACCGCCACUACCUCCUGUGCCCGGUCUGCCACAAGAGCCAGGACUGCCUCUCUAUCCAUCUGAAGCGGACCUGCAUGAAGCUGACCAGCAAGGACCAAAGGGCUAAAGUGGUGGAAAAGGCCAAAGAAGAGGCGAGUGUGCUCCUGAGGUCUGGGCGCGUUUAUAGCUACCAGCUCCUCCAGGACAUUGUGGGCUCCAAAGACCCCCUCAACAGGCUGAUUGAGGAGCUGCAAAAGAGGAAGAAUGUGGUCACCAACGUGCCAUCCCAGCUCCCUGAUGUACAGGCCAGGCCUUCCACUGCCACGGGCCAGCCGGACUCCCCUGAGGAGUCCAGUGAUGUUACAAGCGAGAGCAGUGUGGAGACUUUUCAGUGCAAUCCAAACCCGGAGUGGAAGACCAGCAAGAGGGCACGGAUGGCUGAGCUGGGGCUGUACCAGAAACAUUCCCUCCACCAUCCUCUGUUCAAAGAAUUUGCUGAACACCUGGAAAAGGACCACCGCACUGAGAAUUUCAUGCAAGAGGUUGACAUCGUGGCACGCUUCCUCUUCUUCAUGGAUCCUGCUGAACCCUCCCUCCUGUUUGUGCGGGAACGGGAGAAGACACAGGAAUACCUGAGGAAGCUUUCUGAGGCCACACUUGGCAAACAAACCCAGCUCAGCUAUUUGAAGAGCUUGAAGAGAUUCCUGACCCACCGUAUCACCAAGACGGACAUGUAUUGGACCGACCCGGAUCUCCACAACGAGGCCAAGCAAUACGCAGAUUUCAUCUGUUGUUUGCAAAAGCAACUGGCGAAGGGCGUCAACAAGGAAAUGGUUGCAAAGCGUGACAGAAUCAUUCUUGGGGACAUGUCAACCAGCCCACAUGACUGCACAGAGGUGCUGAGGGCGGCCAGAAAAGACUUUUUGGCCGUUCUCGGCAAGAUCUGUGAUCCCGACCAAUCCUAUGGCUGCCAGCUGCAGACCUCUGAGUGCCUCAUUGUAUUAUACUACCUGGAAGCAAUCGUGGUUCUGCAGCACCUGCAGAGGCCCGGGGUGGUGGAGCACAUGACAAUUGAGGAGUGGAACAACAGAACCAAGCUGGAUCAGGGCUUUGUUGCCAUCUCCGUAAAAGAACACAAGACUGCCACACAGCAGGAGGCAGUCUUUGUUCUCUCUGCAGAAGAGGAGGCCUGGUUCGACAAGUACUUUGAAUGUGUGAGGGACCAGCUGAAGACAACAAAGAGGUUCCGGGGGAGCCCAGAGGCCCAGAAAAUAGAAGAAGACCCCCAGGAGCGGUUCUUCCUGUCAACAUCGGGCAACCCAAUUUACAACUGCUCCAAUGAUUUGGCCAGGCUGCACAGAAAAUACAAUCUCACACCGGUGACGAGCCAAGUGGCGAGGCGGGUCUUCCAAACUGCCGCCAAGUCCAUGCCUGAUGUGGACAAAGCAAUGAUUGCUGACUACCUGACCCACAGCACAGUCCCAGCGGAGGAACACUCCCGCAUGAAGGAAGGUCGCUACCUGGUGAGGUCCGUUGAGCUCCUCGACAAGUUGAGAAGGCAGGGUACCAGUGAAGAAGGUCCAUCCAGCCGGGCCCAUCCAAAGUCCCGGAACCCAAAGAUGGACUUUGAGGAUGAAUGGAACACCUUCAGCAGAGAGCAUCCAGUCACAGUGGACUGA
Salarias fasciatus (jewelled blenny) is the source of this 1680-nucleotide messenger RNA. RefSeq lists its product as uncharacterized. Lineage: Eukaryota; Metazoa; Chordata; Actinopteri; Blenniiformes; Blenniidae. The coding region runs from base 1 to 1680 and encodes 559 amino acids. The record is from RefSeq and is a predicted model, not a curated record. The transcript has 11 exons.